Molecule: messenger RNA, 1051 nt
Organism: Photinus pyralis (common eastern firefly)
Lineage: Eukaryota; Metazoa; Arthropoda; Insecta; Coleoptera; Lampyridae
Product: WD repeat-containing protein 61
Exons: 7
Coding region: 2-1036 (344 amino acids)
Cellular component (GO): Cdc73/Paf1 complex
Molecular function (GO): protein binding
Source: RefSeq, a predicted model, not a curated record
UAUGAUUGCGAACAUAACCUCUCAAUAUAAAUAUAAUCUACUUUUUUAUUUAUCAAUAAAAAUGUAUUCAUUACUGCAUAAGAAGGAGUCUGCUCAUAACGACAGUAUAUGGAGUUGUGCAUGGGGCCGAUACUCGAAAGAGAAAACUUCGAAUGAUCAAGAUGGGGAUCACUCAAGGGAUUCAAUAGCCUCCGAUGAUGGUGGCAGAGAUUACAUUGUCACAGGAGGGGUUGACGAUCUGGUCAAAGUAUGGGAGUUAGAAGAUGACAUCUUGAAAAUGAAACAUGAAUUGGAAGGCCAUUCUUUGGGCGUCAUAUCAGUAGCUGUUAGUAAUAAUGGGAAAUUAUGUGCUUCGAGUUCACUAGAUUCCAGCAUGAGACUAUGGGAUUUACAGAAAGGAGAAAAAAUUACAACAAUUGACUGCGGUCCGGUAGAUUUAUGGACGUUAGCUUUUAGUCCAGAUGAUAAACAUAUUAUCUCAGGGUCCCAAGCUGGUAUAGUGUCUGUAUACAGUGUCGAAACUGCCAAACUGGAAAAAUCUUUGGAUACAACUAGAGGAAAAUUUACUCUCAGCAUAGCAUAUAGUCCAGAUGGAAAGUAUAUAGCAAGUGGAGCAAUUGACGGAUUUAUAAAUAUAUUUGAUGUUGAUUCAAAUAAACUUUGUCGAACACUAAACGGACAUGCAAUGCCCAUACGGUCACUGUGUUUUUCGCCUGACUCUCAACUUUUGUUGACUGCUUCGGACGAUGGACAUAUGAAACUUUAUGAUGUCCAACACGCAAAUGUGGUCGGUACUCUAUCGGGACAUGCAUCAUGGGUUUUAAGCGUUUCUUUUUCACCAGAUGGAAAAUACUUUGUGUCAGGCAGUUCCGAUAAAACAGUGAAGGUGUGGGAGGUGGCUACAAAACAGUGCAUUCAUACUUUUAAUGAACAUAACGACCAGGUGUGGGGAGUUAAAUUUAACCCUGACAAUAACAAGAUUUUAUCUGUAUCGGAAGAUAAAUCUAUGAAUGUUUAUAAUUGUCCUGCAGAAUAAAGUAAUGAAAACGUU